Molecule: messenger RNA, 2028 nt
Organism: Angiostrongylus costaricensis
Lineage: Eukaryota; Metazoa; Nematoda; Chromadorea; Rhabditida; Metastrongylidae
Source: the annotation of a GenBank genome assembly
AUGUCUACUCGUAAAGGUAAGUCAGUGAAUAGUCUAAAGGCUCUUGAGAAUUGUUUAAACGAGUUAGCCGGCGCUGAUGAAGCAGUUGUUCGAGAGGCACUUUCCGCUGGCGAUAAUCUAAACAACUUCUCUGAAGAGUUGAACGAUGCUCAUCGAACUGCUGUUCGUGAAUGCAUCGAGAAUGCAGAUAAGUUAACCAAUCUUCAUAAUCAGAUACUUGCUUGCGAUCAAGUGUUUGAGCGCUUAGAAAAGAUGCUUCUUGGAUUUCAAGACGACCUUGGAACUAUUAGUCAAGAUAUGAAGCGGUUACAGGACGAAUCGGUGUCUAUAAACCAGGAGUUAGAUAAUCGUCAAAAGGUGCGCAGUGAACUAAGUCAGUUCGUCGAUGACAUCAUUGUACCACAGAAUAUGAUAAAAAUUAUCAUGGAGACUGAUGUAAAUGAUCGUUCUUUUCUUGAACAAUUACACGAACUUCAACAUAAGAUCAACUUCGUCAAGACUCAGGAAUUCAAGGACGCGCGUUCAGUUUACGAUGUUCUCGGUGUUUUGGAGAGUCUCAAGUUUAAGGCCAUUGAAAAGAUUCGAGAAUGGAUUCUUACAAAGAUUUACAUGUUUCGAAAGCCUUUAUCCAAUUACCAAAUUCCGCAGCAUCAGUUACUCAAGUGUCGCUUUUUUUACGAAUUUUUAUCUGGGAAUGAAAGCAGUAUUGCUCAAGAGGUCCAAGAGGAAUACGUUGACACGAUUAGCAAGAUGUUUUUCUCGUAUUUUAAGGUCUAUGUUGUACGUCUAUUUAAGUUAUUGAUGACAGAUGCAGCUUCGAAAGAGGACUUGUUGGGAACAGAACACGCUAUUAAAUCCAGCGGGAUCUCUGCUUUGUUCGCUGCAAAACCCCAAGUUGGUCAAGUACAUAAAAGUACUCCUCUCAAGAAGCCAAUCAGAAGGCAUGCUAACAUUAACGACCAUAACCAAUGUUCUUUUCAGUUCCAGUUUGAGGCACUAUUCCGCUCAAUUCAUCUUGCAUUUGUGGAUCACUGCAGUCAUGAAUUCCUGUUUCUUACUGACUUCUUCAUGGUGUCAGGCCAAACAGCCGUAGAUCUUCACGCAAAGGUCAUGGGUAGGACGAUGGCUCAUCUGGUUCGAGCCUUCGAUGAAAAGAUCGCGUUGAAUUUCGACUGCAUAAGUCUGCAUCUAUGCCUCUGUCUCUGCGAUAAAUUUCAUCGUUUGUUGACUGAAAGGGAGACUCCAUCGAUGAGCGGCUAUUGGGAAGCAAUCUCAAACCAGUUGUGGACGAGACUAGCCCAAGUUAUGCAAAUGCAUAACGCUAGCGUGAAAAGUAUUGAUGUACGGCACAUGCAGACUCCCAUUGAUACGCGGCCACACUACAUUGUAAGAAGAUAUGCAGAGCUAACGAGUGGUUUUCUCGUUAUUACAGAGACUACUGGACGAGAGGUAGGAAAAAGAAUGGAAGCAAUUCUGGAAUCAUGUGAGGACGCUGUAGAACAACUUCUUCUUCGAAUGGCAUCCAGCCUUUCUUCUCCAAAAGAGCGACUAGUUUUCCUCAUAAACAAUUACGAUCUUAUCCUUAGUGUUAUUGAUGUAAAGAGCCGCAUCCACUCAAUCAUUCGUGAAUUGGAGCAGAAAGCUAUUGGAGACUUCGUCGAGGUAACAUUGCAACCACACUUCUCACAAAUGCUUUCUUUUGUUACUGAAUGUGAACCUCUAGUUCAGCAGGGCCAUACCCAAUUACUCACCCGGUAUAAUGACAAGCUGACAGCAGUGAUACAAUCAUUCUCUGCUAAUUGGCGGCGCUCAAUUGAUACAAUAAAUGGUGAAGUGGUGAAGUCAUUUACAAACUUCAAAAAUGGCACAAAUAUCCUCCAGGCGGUGUUCACGCAGUUAGUUCAGUAUGUGCAGAGGUUCUCAAAGUUGGUAUCGCACGAGAUUUUCCGCGACAACCCUGCUCGUAACGAUAUGGUAAACAUUCACCAUAUAUUGGUAGAGCUUAAAAAGUAUAAGCCAGUCUACUGA